AUGCUUGCUGAGUUGCUAAAGCAAACUUCUAUUAUCAUAUGGGAUGAGGCGCCAAUGAGUGACAGACGUUGUUUUGAAUGUCUAGAUCGUUCUUUAAAAGAUAUACUUGACUGUGAAGCAAAAACUUUUGGUGGUAUGUCUAUGUUGUUAGGAGGAGACUUCCGACAGACAUUGCCAGUGUCCCCCAAAUCUACACCGUCUGAGAUAGUUUCUCUGACUCUACCCAAUUCCUAUCUAUGGCCCUAUUUCAAAUUAUGUAAACUAAGUGCCAACAUGAGACUUAAGGAUUCAUCUAUGUCAUCGAAAAUAGAGUUAAAUGCAUCAGAUUUUGCGACAUGGCUGGUUCAGGUUGGAGAUGGUAGGAUUGGUAAUAUGGAUACUGUUGAUAGGAUAAAUACUAAGUGGAUUGAAAUCCCUAGGUCACUCCUUAUACCUCCAUCGGAAAACGGGUUAGAUUCCCUUAUAAAUUUUGUUUAUGGAGAUAUCUUUCAAACCAAUGUCUCAACAAGCAUGUUAUCUGGCAGGGCAAUAGUUUGUCCCAAAAACGAAACAAUACAACACAUAAAUGAUAUUGUUAUGCGUAAAAUUCCUGGGGUUUCAAAGAUUUACGAGAGUGCUGACAGCAUUGAAUUUAACGGGAAGCAGACUACAGAGUUUAAUACAUUUUAUCCGUUGGAAUAUCUUAAUGGACUUACAUUUCCAAGCAUACCUGCACAUUCACUUUUAUUAAAAAUUAACACACCUAUAAUGCUAAUUCGAAAUAUAAAUCAGAAAGAAGGUUUGUGUAAUGGUACACGAUUAAUGGUCUCACAGUUGUUAUCAAAUGUGAUUGAGGCAUCAAUUAUUACUGGAACCAGCAUUGGGAAGAAGGUUUUUCUGCCUCGUAUUAGAUUUAUUCAUAAAGCUCCUGAUAUACCUUUUACAUUCAUAAGAAAGCAAUUUCCUGUUAAAAUUUGUUAUGGUAUGACUAUUAACAAAAGUCAAGUUUUAACCAUGUCCCAAACAGUAACAACAGUUUCCAAUCUACAUUAUGGAUGUCCAGGAACAACAAUACAGCUUCGAAUAUUGCGAAUGUGGACUCCACAAGUAAGGACUCAGGAAACAUGGUUCUUAGCUGUUGAUAGAAAUGGUGAUGCUGUUCAAAUUUUGGGUCAGCGAAAAGACCAAGGAUAUUUACAAUCUGUCCUAAUUCCCAGUAAAUGCUAUACGAUUGAAAAAUAUGCAUGCGGAAUUCCAGACCGAUAUCAGAAAUGGCUGGAUAAUGAGGUCUACAUAGCUGCUGGAAUGGCAUCAUCAAUUACAUCUAUCCAAGACACACAUACAAUUCCUGCAUGCUGGUUUACUUUCAUAACUAAAAAACAAAUCGCAGAUUACGUGGAUCGACAUGCAGAUUUUAUUGGUGUCUUCAGCAAACUUAUUAGGUGUACGAAGAAAAACAAAGAACCAUAUCUAUUACUAAUAUUAAAGAAUGAAUUAGGCGAGGAUAUUGCAAUAAGCUUAUGGAAAGAAUGCACGAACAUACCUUCAAAGUUUGAUGUUGUUGGUUUGGAAAAUACUGUUGCUCCCGUUGUUGUUGCGAUAACUAGUAUAAAGAUUUCAACCUAUGAUGGUUCCCUAAGACUUGGAACAAGCAGUGCAAGUCACCUAUACAUCAAUCCACCAAUUCCAGAAACACCGCUUCUAACGGACAGUUUCCGUACGUUUAGUGACUCCUCUAUAUUUUUCGACAUCCCAACACCAUUAGGAGACAUAUUACAAAGAGGUCAUCCUGAACUCCUGAACAAAAGUUUCACUACAAAAGCUGUCAUAACUGCGUAUGUAUUUUCUGAUUGUUGGUACCAAGUUCAAUGUCCAAAUUGCAAGAUGUCAGCUUUUAAACAGGGGAAAAGUUGGUUCUGUCCUUCAGAUGGUAUAAUCAAUGCACCAACUAUAAUGUUCAAGCUUAGUGCAACACUUACAGACGAAAAUAAUUCUAUAGUUGCUCUGCUCUCCGAUAACGCAGCACAAGACUUAUUCGGUUCUACAGCUGAUAAACUUAUACCAGACGAUGACAUAAACUGUAGAGGACAACUACCUGCAAUUGCCACUACUGUACAAGGAAUAGCCAAAAAAAUGAAACUUCGUAUCACAAACACAUCGACAGAUACAAACAUUCGCUUUAUGAUUACAGAUAUCGAAAAAAGUAACCCACAGGAAACAACAUACCCAACAACACCAGCACCACAUCAUCAAUCUCCAUCAAAAGACAGCGAGAAAGACUGUUCUUCAGUUCCUCAACACAGUAGAGCAAACGUCAGAAGGUCAUUACCAUUUGAAAGCCAAGACACAUCAAAUACAAAGCGUAAAAGUGCACGCAAGAUAGAAUGAUCCAUCUCCCCUCCGACGUUGAUAAUGAUGACAUUAUCAGUUUUGCAUAAUAUGUAUAAACUAAAGUCCAG
Messenger RNA from Lactuca saligna, 2438 nucleotides. NCBI's taxonomy places the organism in Eukaryota, Viridiplantae, Streptophyta, Magnoliopsida, Asterales, Asteraceae. The record is from the annotation of a GenBank genome assembly.